CACUUUUUGCAGUACACAUAACUCUCGGAUAAAAUCCGAGGUUUCCGUAUUUAUUAUUAUUAUUUUUGAGAUUUAAUAUUUUUUUUCCUUCUUCAUAAAAUUGAAAAGGUAACCAUGAAGAUGUACUGGUUGCAGCUCAAUAUGGUUUUCAAGAUGAAGUUAAUCGAAAAUAUCGAACACAUAAAACAUCGUUGAUUGAUCUGUUUAAAGAUAUAUUUAGUUGGUUACCAUUAUAUUCAUCUGUUCAUACAGGAAAAUCUAAAAUUAUUAUAAUGCAUGGAGGAAUAUCUGAUCUUAUUAAGCUAGAAGAAAUCAAGUCUCUUCAAAGAAAUCGCUAUGUUACAAUGGAAAUACCACCAGAAUCUAAAAGUGGUGGUAAAGAAUUAACAAGUGAUGAAGAGGAUGAAUAUUUUCAAAUGCAAGAUUUACUUUGGAGUGAUCCUGAUCCUUAUAAUCGUGAGGGUUGUCGAAAUAAUGAUCAAAGAAAUAUAGGUGCUUUUUGGGGUUCAAAUAUAACAGAAGAAUUUCUUAAUCAAUAUAAUUAUUCAAUGAUUAUACGUUCACAUCAAGUCAAACAAAAGGGUUAUGAAUAUACACAUGAUGAAAAAGUUUUAACUGUUUUUAGUGCAUCAAAUUAUUGUGGUGGAUUCAAUUGGGGUGCGAUUGUACGAUGGGAUUAUAACGAAGAAGAACCAUGGUUAAUUUCAUAUAAAAUUGGAUCCGUUGAAAUGAAAAACUUGAGUUUUAAUAAACAAGUAACAUUAUUUGAAGAUCCAGCUUAUCACUCAUUAAUGGAAAAAAUUAUCACAAAUAAAAGUUCACUUCAAAAAGAAUUUGAAAAAAGAGAUAGAUAUCGAACUAAUCAUUUACCUUUGAAAAUUUGGUUUGAAAUUAUGACGAAUGUACUUCGAAUUAAUUUACCUUGGCUUACAUUACGUUCAAAACUUGUACAAGAAGAUAAACAAGGAAUUCUUUAUAAUACUAUGUUCGAUGAAUAUAGUUUAGAUAAUACGAAAUUUCAAAUAUCUAAUCCGGGUAUUAUGGAAGAUUUAUAUAUGUGGAAAGAUUUACUUAUGCGAUUAUUUAAUUUAAUAGAUCAGGAUCAUUCAGGUUUUAUAACUCGUGAUGAAUUUGCUGAUAUUCUCAAACUUUUACUUUGUGAUGAAGAUAAUAGUGAUGGUAUAAAUGAAACAUAUAUUGAAGAACUCAGUUCUGCUAUGGAUUUAGAUAAAAAUGGAAGAAUUGAUAUUAAUGAAUUUCUUGAAAGUUUUCGUAUUGUUAAUGUGAAGAAUUCUGGAAAAUCGAAUUAUCAAUCUGGAUCAUCAAAGAAAAAAGUUCAAAAUACGAACUUUUAA
Rotaria sordida is the source of this 1355-nucleotide messenger RNA. The record is from the annotation of a GenBank genome assembly. NCBI's taxonomy places the organism in Eukaryota, Metazoa, Rotifera, Eurotatoria, Philodinida, Philodinidae.